Messenger RNA from Acyrthosiphon pisum (pea aphid), 901 nucleotides. Its product is annotated as kelch-like protein 2. The transcript has 5 exons. Lineage: Eukaryota; Metazoa; Arthropoda; Insecta; Hemiptera; Aphididae. Bases 116 to 901 code for a protein of 261 amino acids. Gene Ontology annotation, molecular function: protein binding. The record is from RefSeq and is a predicted model, not a curated record.
UUCAUAGAGGAUUAUUACCGAUUUUUAUCGUUACUUAUAUUUGAUUUUAAAAUUGUCUUUUUUUAGUUUUUUAGGCAUUCAAAUCCUGAACUCAAUAUUAUACCAGCAACUCACAAUGGAAAACGCAACGCAAAUACCAGAAUACAGAAGUUGUGAACCAGCUAAAUACGAGUAUAAAAAAAUAUCUUAUUCUGAGUUAUUUGAAGUAUUACAAUCCUUACGCAAAUGCGAGAUUUUUUGUGAUAUUAAACUUGAAACGGAAGAUAAAAAAAUAAUAUUCGCACACAAAGUGGUUUUAGCAUCGGCUAGUCCAUUUUUCCAUGCAAUGUUCACAAAUUUUGCAGAAAAAAAUCAUGAUCUUGUUGUUAUGAGAGAGAUAGAUUCAACCGCUUUACAGCUGUUAGUAAAUUUUAUUUAUUCGGGGGCUAUCGUGGUCACGGAAGAAAACGUUCAGGUUUUGCUACAAGCUGCAGAUUUGUUACAGUUACAAGAAGUAAAAGAUGUAUGUUGUGAUUUUUUAGAGAAACAACUCUGCUCUACAAAUUGUAUCGGUAUAAAAGAAAUAGCUGAUUUACAUAGCUGUACGAAAUUGUUAACAAAUUCAGAAUUAUAUAUUCAACAACACUUUUCAGAAGUUGUUGAUGGUGAAGAAUUUCUAUCCUUAUCAUAUGAACAAGUAGUCAAGUUGAUCUCUAGUGAUGAACUUAUAGUUCCAUCUGAAGAAAAAGUAUAUGAAUCUAUUAUUCGAUGGGUUAAACAUGAAUUGGGUUUAAGAAAAACUAUUUUUCCCCAAUUAAUGGAACAAAUACGUUUACCAUUAAUAUCAAAACAUUACAUUUUAAAAAAAGUAGUUGAGGAACCUCUUAUUAAGAAUUGUUUUAAAUGUAAGUUUCUUCCUUAA